Messenger RNA from Trichechus manatus latirostris (Florida manatee), 1236 nucleotides. It is a transcript of the gene GALNTL6, whose product is annotated as polypeptide N-acetylgalactosaminyltransferase like 6. Gene Ontology annotation, biological process: protein O-linked glycosylation. Lineage: Eukaryota; Metazoa; Chordata; Mammalia; Sirenia; Trichechidae. The transcript is spliced from 10 exons. Gene Ontology annotation, molecular function: polypeptide N-acetylgalactosaminyltransferase activity. Bases 1 to 1236 code for a protein of 411 amino acids. Gene Ontology annotation, cellular component: Golgi apparatus. The record is from RefSeq and is a predicted model, not a curated record.
AUGCACAAAACAUAUGAUGUGACUACAGUUGUUGAGUGGAUGAUAACUUCAACUACAUUCCCACUGGGCCUAGGAGAUGGGCAAUUCUAUGCAUGGACAAAUGGUUUGAGAAGAAAGGACUGGCAUGACUAUGAAAGCAUUCAGAAAGAGGCUUUGCGUUCAGGGAAGGGUGAACAUGGGAAACCGUACCCCCUCACUGAAGAGCACCAUGACGACUCAGCGUACAGGGAGAAUGGAUUUAAUAUUUUCGUCAGCAACAAUAUCGCUCUAGAGAGGUCCCUGCCAGAUAUUCGCCAUGCCAACUGUAAGCACAAGAUGUAUCUGGAAAGAUUGCCAAACACCAGCAUCAUUAUCCCAUUUCAUAAUGAAGGUUGGACUUCCCUUCUGCGGACCAUACACAGCAUAAUUAACCGAACCCCAGAGAGUCUGAUAGCAGAAAUCAUUCUAGUAGACGACUUCAGUGAUAGAGAACACUUGAAGGAUAAGUUAGAAGAAUACAUGGCCCGAUUUUCCAAAGUGAGGAUUGUUCGCACCAAGAAAAGGGAAGGGCUCAUCCGGACUCGACUCCUGGGAGCCUCCAUGGCGAGAGGAGAAGUCUUGACGUUCCUGGAUUCCCACUGCGAGGUUAACGUGAACUGGCUCCCUCCGCUCCUGAACCAAAUCGCACUAAACCACAAAACCAUCGUGUGCCCUAUGAUCGAUGUCAUCGACCACAACCACUUUGGGUCCCCUGUUAUGGCUGGAGGUCUCUUUGCUGUGGAUCGAAAAUGGUUUUGGGAGUUGGGUGGCUAUGACCCAGGUUUAGAAAUCUGGGGCGGAGAACAGUACGAAAUCUCUUUUAAGGUGUGGAUGUGUGGAGGAGAAAUGUUUGAUGUUCCAUGUUCUAGAGUCGGUCACAUCUACAGGAAGUACGUCCCUUAUAAAGUUCCAUCUGGGACCAGCCUGGCAAGAAUUCGAAAUGUGGCAGCAAAUCUGUGUGUGGACAGCAAGCAUGGAGCCACAGGAACAGAGCUGAGGCUGGACAUCUGUGUCAAGGAUGGUUCAGAAAGGACGUGGUCUCAUGAACAAGACAGAACAUUAUUCCAUCCUGUGAGCAACAGCUGUAUGGACUGCAAUCCUGCGGAGAAGAAAAUUUUCAUGGCUAGAUGUGACCCUCUAUCUGAGACUCAGCAGUGGGUUUUUGAACAUAUUAAUAUGACUGUUUUAGAAAAAUUUAACCACCAUGCCAGCUCCUAG